Oncorhynchus masou masou (cherry salmon) is the source of this 1974-nucleotide messenger RNA. Its product is annotated as probable phospholipid-transporting ATPase IA. Gene Ontology annotation, molecular function: magnesium ion binding; ATP hydrolysis activity; ATPase-coupled intramembrane lipid carrier activity. Lineage: Eukaryota; Metazoa; Chordata; Actinopteri; Salmoniformes; Salmonidae. Gene Ontology annotation, cellular component: plasma membrane. Gene Ontology annotation, biological process: phospholipid translocation. The record is from RefSeq and is a predicted model, not a curated record. Bases 1 to 1974 code for a protein of 657 amino acids. The transcript has 20 exons.
AUGUCUUUUGUCCAGAACUCAACACGGCCUCCACUGAAGCUGUCUAACGUGGAGCGCAUCACAAACUUCCAGAUUCUAUUGCUGUUCGGCUGUCUACUGGCCAUUUCUCUGGUGUGCUCCAUCGGACAAACCAUCUGGAAGUACCAGUACGGCAAUGCAGCUUGGUACAUGGAUUUGAACUAUGGCGGUGCGGCGAACUUUGGCCUCAACUUCCUCACCUUCAUCAUUCUCUUCAACAACCUGAUCCCCAUCAGUCUGCUGGUGACCCUUGAGGUAAUCAAGUUCACCCAGGCCUUCUUCAUCAACUGGGAUACAGACAUGCUAUAUGAGCCCACUAACACCCCUGCUGUGGCUCGCACUUCCAACUUGAAUGAAGAACUAGGACAGGUGAAAUACAUCUUCUCUGACAAGACGGGGACUCUGACCUGCAACGUGAUGCAGUUCAAGAAGUGCACCGUCGCCGGCGUGGCAUACGGUCACAUUCCCGAGGCUGAGGAUGGUAGUUUUGCGGAGGACGACUGGCCGGUGGUGGCUGGCCCGCUCCAGAAGGCUGAAGUGCGUGAUGUUCCUCCGCCUCCUCUAGACAUCGAGGUGGUUCUGGCGUACUCUAAUUCCACCGUCUCCAUCCGGAUCGCCCUGCACCUCGCCCUCCGGGUCGUCCCCAAGGCCUGUAUCGACGUGCUGCUGGCCGCGCAUCAGGGGAGAUUGUUUAUCGACACGGUGGUCUACGACCGUCUGGCCGACAGUUCCAGGUAUAAAGAGAUCACUCUUAAACACCUGGAGCAGUUUGCCACCGAGGAGCUGCGUACUCUAUGCUUUGCUGUGGCUGAGAUCAGCGAAUCAUCCUAUCAGCAGUGGCUGGAGGUGUUCCACGGUGCCGCCAGCGCCCUGCAGAACCGAGCCCCCGAACUGGAGGAGAGCUAUGAGCUUAUUGAGAAGAACUUGCAUCUUCUCGGGGCCACGGCCAUCGAGGACAAGCUUCAAGACAAGGUGCCUCAGACUAUUGACACCCUGAUGAAGGCCGACAUCAAGAUCUCGAUCUUGACUGGGGACAAGCAGGAGAUGGCCGUCAACAUUGGAUACUCCUGCAAACUUCUGACCAAGAACAUGGGCAUGCUGGUGAUGAACGAAGACACACUUGACGCAACCAGGGAGACCCUCAGCCAACACUGUGGAAUGCUGGGAGACGCCCUUCACAAGGAGAACGAUUUUGCCCUCAUCAUCGACGGAAAGACUCUCAAAUACGCCCUUACGUUUGGAGCACGGCAGUACUUCCUAGACCUUGUCUUGUCCUGUAAAGCAGUGAUAUGCUGCAGGGUGUCCCCGCUGCAGAAGUCGGAGGUGGUGGAGAUGGUAAAGAAGCAGGUGAAGGUGAUCAAGCUGGCCAUUGGUGACGGUGCCAACGACGUGGGCAUGAUCCAGACGGCUCACGUGGGCGUGGGCAUCUCGGGCAACGAGGGCCUGCAAGACACCAACUCCUCUGACUACUCCAUCGCACAGUUCAAAUACUUGAAGAAUCUAUUGCUGGUUCACGGUGCCUGGAAUUACAACCGCGUCGCCAAGUGUAUCCUGUACUGCUUCUACAAGAACAUUGUCCUGUACAUCAUCGAGAUCUGGUUUUCCUUUGUCAACAGAUUCUCUGGUCAGAUUCUGUUUGAACGCUGGUGCAUCGGCCUGUACAAUGUGAUUGUCACCGCUCUGCCUCCUCUCACUCUGGGAAUAUUUGAACGCUCAUGCAGGAAAGAGAACAUGUUGAAGUACCCGGAACUCUACAAAACCUCCCAGAAUGCCAUGGGUUUCAACACCAAGGUCUUCUGGGCCCAUUGUCUGAACGGCCUCUUCCACUCUGUCAUCCUUUUCUGGGGCCCCCUCCUAGCCUUCCAGCAUGAUACAGUCUUCGGAAACGGAAAGACCCCGGACUAUCUCCUCUUAGGCAACAUGGUUUAUACAAGUUUCUCCCAUUCUUCUCUGUAG